AAGUAGACGGCUGAAAAUGGACGCUAAAAAACUGUUGCUGAUGUUCUACGUUAUCUCCUCCGUAACGGGAACAAACAUUGAUGAGAAUUUCGUCACGCUCUCGAAACCGCCUUCGAAGCUUUCCUGCAUGGCACAAGCAGUGCGCGCGCAGCUGUAUUCGCUCAAGACCAAGUUGGGGGUCGCCUACUUCAGGGGGGCAGUGUCUGAGACGAUGUAUGGGCGCCUCGGCGUGUGGGCAGACUUGGGUGUCGGAGGCGACGUUGUUUCUUGCGCUGAGCGAGCUGCCAGAGGAAAACUGGCGACAUUCCUGCUUCGCCAAGGACAAUGUCUGGCUAUGAACGCGAGCAUUCCUGUGAAGGAAGCUUGCCUCACGGCGGGGGACGUGAUUCUUUACACUUCAGACCCCAACGUCAGACUCCCCGACUCUGUGUUGUCCAACUUGGUGGUGUCGCUGGCUAGAGGAGAGUCCCUCUACCAGGUGAAGUUAAACGUCACCUUCUCUGAUGCCAGCCCCUACACCGAGUUCUACUCCUACCUCCUCAAGUUCGAUGGCAAGACCGAAGUGGUGACAAGCGGGGCCCAGUUGGUGACGGAGAUGACAGGAUGUCUGGGGCUCAAUUUCACCCUGACCGCAUAUUUUGGGGCCACGCCUCGGGGACCCAGCGUCAGCUACCAACUGCCCGACUCAGCUGUACUGCAGGUCGCAGUUAACACCACCGCCCUCGUGUCAACGAACAACUUCUCUUCGUUGACGCUCGCCUUCUCAAACGUCAUUCAGUCGGAUCCUUGCAGGCUGGCCCUGGGCUACAGAAUUGUUCUGUCGCAGUCCAGCCGAGGCGACGCUAACAGGACUUUCGACUUUCCUGUGACCCAGUCGCAGGUGAAUCUGGACUGCAACACGACCAACGACUACCAGAACCUCGCCUUCUCUGUUGUAACAAAUGGAGUGGCCCCCCAGCAAGUCAACUUAAACCCGGGAUCGAUUGAAAAAGGCCAGAACGCUAAAGAAAAGUACUUCGACAAAAAUAUUGGCAAGUGUGUUGCGAUUCAAAAUGUCCAGUACCCAUUCUCCGUUACUACCAGUUGUGUCGGCGUAGGUUCCCCGCUGACACACGCACUCAUCGUCCGAGGCUUCGAGCGCCGACCAUCGCUUUCUGCUCUGGCUCCUUUGAAUUACAAUGGUAGCGUCUGGAAGUGGGAUGACGGGACCAUCUUGCCGGCGACUGAUGCCAUGUGGGCCUCUGAUCCCACCAGCACUGCCAACUUCGCAACAUGUGCGAUCUACUACUUGGGAACAAGACUUGUCGAAGCUACAAUCUGCACCAUUUCGCAGAUAAAUAUUCUUUGUGUGCCUUGACUGGAGCUGCUCCCCCCGCCAGGCGAUGACAGGCGGCGCGAUCUCGCGGCGUCUUGCACUCAGAAAAAUGUGUAAAUAAA
Hyalella azteca is the source of this 1437-nucleotide messenger RNA. RefSeq lists its product as uncharacterized. The coding region runs from base 17 to 1357 and encodes 446 amino acids. The transcript is spliced from 10 exons. Lineage: Eukaryota; Metazoa; Arthropoda; Malacostraca; Amphipoda; Hyalellidae. The record is from RefSeq and is a predicted model, not a curated record.